GUUCGAUUGAUUGAAUCAUUCGAUUCGAUUCGUCUCCACGCGCAACUCAAGAAUGUCAUGCAUGAAUGCAAAAGCCGUGAUCUGCAGCUCGGAGCCUCCGUGGCCGCGUGGCCACAAAAACAAGAAGGGCCAUCACAACCCAUCAACAUAGCGGUAUCGACCUCCUCUACCCUUAGAUCGACCGACAGAUUGAUUCUGCCACCAAGAAGGAGGUACCCUUGUUGAACGACGGUAGCUAGGAGCUACAAAUCCAACUAAAAGGGCCGGCACAAGUUGCUUCAGGAGGGUGUAAGAAUCAUGACCAAAGAUGGUACAGCAGCAGUGUCUGCCUAUGCUCCCCUGCGACGGAAUUCAUUCCUGGAGCACCCCCCUCGGACAUCGGCUCAACGAUUAUCCACAUUGACGUUGGGCCUGACAUUGGUGGUGAUUCGCUUUUGGAAAGAUGCAAAACUGUGGAAAGAAUUGCUCCCCUUGGAAUGGCAACGGCUGAUGUCCGUGUACUUGCAAAAGUGGCGCCGUGGCUCGGCUCGGUCCAUUACCUCCCUUGCACAACAACUCUUGGCAGCCAUUCAAGAACAGCUUGCUCCCUUUGUGGAAACAUUAUCAUCACAAUCACAAUCCUUGCUCAUCAGGAUGGCAACCAAUAAUCGCAAUAAUAAUACCCACAACAACAAUACCCACAAGAAGACUGGUGGCAACAAUAACAACAACAAACCCCCUUCCAGAGGAGCACAUGCCAGUUCGGCCAGUCACAGCCAAGAUGCCCCCACUUCCAUUUUAUGUGAUGGAUCGUCCACACAAUUCAGCACACAACAUCAGCACAAUGACAAUUACGAAGAUCGCGUCCGCCAAAAUCAAUCUCUGAUUCGAAGAGUCUUGCUCUAUUGGUUUGGUCAGUAUGAUCCAGACACGGCCCAGAAAAAACUCUGGAUGAUUGCCCAUUCGUCUGGGGCCCAUCGAGCGGCCGUUGAUUCCGAAAUUGCCGAUUUAUUUACGCCACUCCUCUGUGAACUCGCCACAGCAGACAACAACAACAACAACAAUACGUCAGACUGUCGGUGGAAACAGUGGUGUGCCGAUAAAGACAUGUACGGAUACCAGGGCAAGUUGGCUGCCAUUAUUGUUUUGGAUCAAUUCUCACGACAUAUUCAACGGCAUUAUCAUCAACAACAUAAAGAAAGCACCAACAACAACUUGCCCGCCCAAGAUGUCUUGGACAAGUUAGCCCUAAAAACGGCGCAACUAUUGACGCAAACGCACCAAUCCGAAAUCCAAUGUGGCAUGAUCCCACUCCCCCAAUACAUUUUUGGCUUGAUGCCCUAUCGACAUGCCAGUACAUUGGACAGCGUGCAAUACGUACAAACUUGUGUUGAACUUUCGGCCAAUCUCAAUCUGCAGUUGGAAGAAAUGACGAGUCGAUUUCGAAAGGCUACCAAUCGGCGCAUGGCAGUCUUGCAAGAUGAAGCUCGACGGACGGGCAAGGCAACCGUGCCGGGUAAUACUGUACCGGUAGCAGAUGACGAAGCCACUGGUACAGAUUUGUCAUCAGCACGAGACUCCACAGUAGACGACAACACUACACCCAAAAAGUUUAGUGAUGAGGACAUUCUGGAAACCUUCCCCUUUCAAGCCGACAUGUCGGAUGCAGCAGACCAUCCCGUCGUCAAGACCAUUCAAGCCUUUCUUGCCGAUAGAGGAAUCCAACCCGUGGGAGCGCCAAAGCCACCAGGCAAGAAAAAGGACAAUCGCAAAGGUCGGAAGGAUGAUGGCGACAGCCGACGUGGAAAAGACAGUACAGCGACGGACGAUACAGCAACAACAACAACAACCAAAGCCUCUCUCAUUGUCAGUCUAUCUGGUGGUGUGGACUCAAUGGCGAUUGCUUCGGUUUUGGCCCAUCUUAGAACAGAUCUGCAUUAUCCGCACUUGGAGAUUGUCGCCAUUCAUAUUGACUAUGCCAAUCGACCCGAAUCCAAGGCCGAGGCAGAGUUCGUCGAACGCUACUGCCAUGAGCUUGGGAUUCGAUUCGUGGUUCGACGGAUUGAAGAAGUUACCCGAGGGAUCACGGCAAGGGAUGAAUAUGAACAACGAGCACGGCAGAUGCGAUAUGACAUGUAUCGAACUGUGGCAGAUCAACAAAGACAAAACAGCGACGGAAUUGUGGGAGUCAUGUUGGGGCAUCAUCGAGGGGACCUGCGAGAAAAUGUCUUGUCGAAUGCUCACAAGGGGUGCGGACCGCUGGAUUUGUCGGGAAUGACGCCGGUUUCUCAGAAUGAUGGUGUCACAAUUUACCGGCCGUUGCUGCCGCUGGAAAAGAAGGCAGUGUACGACUAUGCACAUCGCUUUGGGGUGCCAUACUUCAAAGAUACGACACCUCACUGGUCAACAAGAGGAAAGCUGCGAAACAAACUGCUCCCCUUGUUGGAAGAAAUUUAUGGUGAAGGUAGCAUGAACAAUCUGAGUACGUUGGCAACUGAGAGCGAUGAAUGUCGCAGCUUGCUGCAUGCUGUGCUACUGAAGCCCUUCAUGGAUAGGGUAGUCAGGACUCCAAUGGGGAUCGUAUUUGAAACAGCGCCUUUCAUUGAAAGGGGGGAGUUCUUUUGGAAGUUUGUACUCCGAGAGGUACUUCACAGUGCUGGGCUUGGCAUGUUCAGCGACAAGAGUGUUCUUUCCUUUCUUGAACGAGUCAAUCCCGUACACACAAUAAAGCAGACUAUCCGAGAAGGUUGGUUACAAUGUCGCCGCGAUUAUGCGGUGUACUUGCAAGCAGACGGCCGUGUGUACGUUUUGUACCCAGAUAGCUUUCCUUGGCGGAAACCCGACAGCUACAAAUGCUUUGGUCAAACUUAUGACCUUUCAGAAACGAAGGCAACUACUGUUGGUCCAUGGAUUAUCGAGGCUGAGCUGUGCCUGGUGGAAAAUGAAUCUGAAAGGGUUGCCUUGUUGAAGAGAAAGGCAGUGCCGUCAAUGGAUCAUUUCAUGGCUGGCUACUUGGAAUAUUACCUGGAAGUUCCGAACCUGCCAACACUUCCAAACAACAAAGAAUCCGCCUUUUCACCCGCCCCUCUCAUUUUCAGUUCUUCGUUCGAUAGGGCCACUCGCCCUUCUGCCUGGAAGAGCACUGAUGAUAAGAUUCAAGAUAACCUCCCAUUGCUAGGCAAUUCUGCGUCGUCUCAGGGUUCCAUGGGCUUGCAAGCUGACAAUCCAAUGUCACUUGUUCGUAUUACAUUGGAUCGCAGAUCUUCAUCAAAGGGAUCUGUGAAGUAAAGCAUUGUACUAUGUUGAUUUAAGUAGUGUGAAAUCUAUGGACUUUUAAUUUUGCUAGAUAUAUCUCAUAACUUAAAGGU
Molecule: messenger RNA, 3347 nt
Organism: Seminavis robusta
Lineage: Eukaryota; Bacillariophyta; Bacillariophyceae; Naviculales; Naviculaceae
Source: the annotation of a GenBank genome assembly